This is a messenger RNA of Parasteatoda tepidariorum (common house spider), 1964 nucleotides long. Its product is annotated as fibropellin-1. Lineage: Eukaryota; Metazoa; Arthropoda; Arachnida; Araneae; Theridiidae. The record is from RefSeq and is a predicted model, not a curated record.
AUGUUAUAAUCCAGGGAAUUUUCCCUUUGUCUGUAUUAUUAUUCUUUAGGCAAUGAAAAAUGUGUAAACUUGUAUAUAACGUGACACUUAUUGUGUUUCGCUAGUAGUAUUUUUUCUUCUUUGGUCGUUAAAUCAAAACAUGAAUUUCGUCAACCUAAUUUAUUUACUAUUAUUCGAAGCUGUAUUUUCAAUGUCAGCUCAUGCAGUAUUUGAAGAAAACACACUUUGUUAUCCCAACCGUUGUGGCAAAGGAACUUGUGUUGAAAUCUCAAAUGAUGAAUACACGUGCAUUUGUCCCUCAGAUGGAUUUUCAUACAAAGGAGAUUGUAUUCCUGAAAACUGUUCUCCAAACCCUUGCAAAAAUAAUGGUACUUGUGAACCAAUGAUGGAUCGUCAAUAUAAAUGUGCAUGCUUGGAAGGAUUUCAUGGAGAAACCUGUGAAUUGGCUAAGGAUCCUUGCAGUCAAAAUCCGUGUAAAAAUGAUGGUAAUUGUAGUUCUGAUGGCGAGAACUACUUUUGUAACUGCACGGAAAACUUCAGAGGUCCUACUUGUGAAAAACGAGUUAAUGAUCCUUGCAGUCAAAAUCCAUGUCAAAAUGGUGGUAAUUGUAGUUCUGACGGAGAUGAAUACUUCUGUACCUGUACUCAAAAGUUUAAGGGAACCACCUGUGAAGAACAAAACGAUCCUUGUGUUCCAAAUCCUUGUGGAAAAGGAACUUGUGUUCCUUUAGAAGAGAAAAACACUUACACGUGCAUUUGUCCCUUGGAUGGAAUUGUUUACCUCGAAAAUUGCAAAAUUCCUGAUCACUGUAUUUCGAAUCCUUGCAAAAAUAAUGGCAUUUGUAGUUCUGAAGGAGAAAAAUAUUCUUGCACAUGCUUACAAAACUUCAGAGGAAUUAACUGUGAAGAAGAAAUUCAAGAUCGUUGCAAUCCGAAUCCCUGCAAAAAUAAUGGCAAAUGCAGUUCUGAUGAAGAUAAAUAUUCGUGUAUAUGCAAAGGAAACUUUAGAGGAACUAACUGUGAAGAAGAAAUUCAAGAUCGUUGCAAUCCGAAUCCCUGCAAAAAUAAUGGUAAAUGCAGUUUUGAUGAAGAUAAAUAUUCGUGUACAUGCAAAGGAAACUUUAGAGGAACUAACUGUGAAGAAGAAAUUCAAGAUCGUUGCAAUUCAAAUCCCUGCAGAAAUAAUGGCAAAUGCAGUUCUGAUGGAGAUAAAUAUUCGUGUAUAUGCAAAGGAAACUUUAGAGGAACUAACUGUGAAGAAGAAAUUCAAGAUCGUUGCAAUCCGAAUCCCUGCAAAAAUAAUGGCAAAUGCAGUUCUGAUGGAGAUAAAUAUUCGUGUAUUUGCAAAGGAAAUUUUAGAGGAACUAUCUGUGAAGAAGAAAUUUCUGAUCACUGUAUUUCGAAUCCCUGCAAAAAUAAUGGCAUUUGUAGUUCUGAAGGAGAAAAAUAUUCUUGCACAUGCGUACAAAACUUCAGAGGAAUUAACUGUGAAGAAGAAAUUCAAGAUCGUUGCAAUCCGAAUCCCUGCAAAAAUAAUGGCAAAUGCAGUUCUGAUGGAGAUAAAUAUUCGUGUAUAUGCAAAGGAAACUUUAGAGGAACUCACUGUGAAGAAGAAAUUCAAGAUCGUUGCAAUCCGAAUCCCUGCAAAAAUAAUGGCAAAUGCAGUUCUGAAGGAGAUAAAUAUUCUUGCAUAUGCGCACAAAACUUUAGAGGAAUUAACUGUGAAGAAGAAAUUCAAGAUCGUUGCAGUCCGAAUCCCUGCAAAAAUAAUGGCAAAUGUAGUUCUGAUGGAGAUAAAUAUUCUUGCACAUGCGUACAAAGGUUUAGAGGAACUAACUGUGAAAAAGGUGAUGAAAACCCUUGCAGCCUUAAUCCUUGCAAAAACGGUGGCAUUUGCAAAACUGAUGGGGACAAAUACUUCUGCACUUGUUUGGAAAAGUUUAAAGGACCGAAGUGUGAAGAAU